CUGAAGUUAAUAAGCUGCCGAACCAGGGGCAAGGAGGAUAGUGGCAAUUACACAGCAAACUGUGAAACAGUGUUUCUCCUUUGAUACUUCCAAAAUGAAAAUUGAUAUUCAUAGCCACAUUCUACCUAAGGAAUGGCCUGACCUGAAAAAGAGAUAUGGAUAUGGUGGAUGGGUACAGCUGGAUCAUCACUGCAAGGGACAGGCAAAGAUGAUGAAGGAUGGAAAGAUCUUUAGAGUUAUUCAAGAGAACUGCUGGGAUCCAGAAGUGCGGAUUAAAGAGAUGGACCUAUCAGGAGUUACAGUCCAAGUCCUUUCCACUGUCCCUGUGAUGUUCAGUUACUGGGCGAAACCUCAGGAUACUUUAGAUCUAUCCCAGAUGUUGAAUAAUGACUUAGCUGAUACAGUAAGAAAGUACCCCAAGAGGUUCAUAGGCUUGGGUACGUUACCUCUGCAAGCUCCAGACCUGGCUGUGAGGGAAAUGCAUCGGUGUGUGAAGGAACUUGGAUUUCCAGGAGUACAAAUAGGAUCUCAUGUCAAUGAGUGGGACCUGAAUGCACCAGAACUCUACGAUAUUUAUGCUGCUGCUGAACAACUAAAUUGCUGCCUUUUUGUACACCCCUGGGACAUGCAGCAGGACGGAAGGAUGUCCAAAUACUGGUUUCCUUGGCUGAUAGGUAUGCCAGCAGAAACAACCAUGGCCAUUUGCUCCAUGAUUAUGGGAGGAAUUUUUGAAAGAUUUCCGAAGCUGAAAGUUUGCUUUGCACAUGGAGGAGGUACUUUUCCAUACACAGUGGGGCGAAUCUCCCAUGGAUUCAACAUGCGCCCCGAUCUGUGUGCCAUGGAUAAUAAGGUGGAUCCAAGAAAAUACCUCGGUUCAUUUUACACAGACUCUCUAGUCCACGAUCGUGGUGCACUAAGGCUCCUAACAAGUGCAAUAGGAGAGGACAGAGUUAUUUUAGGGACAGAUUACCCUUUUCCACUGGGGGAACUCGAACCUGGAAAACUGAUUGAUUCAAUGGACGAUUUUGACAAUAAACUGAAGGAUAAGCUCAAGGCCGACAACGCUCUGGAAUUUUUGGGUCUUAGCAGAAAGCAAUUUGAAUAAAGCCGAAGAUCCCGCAGAGGCCAAGCUUCAGAAAUGGCACUGAGUUCUCAGGGAUGCUCGACUCUCCCGCGCGGCGGUGCUGUGGGAAUAAAGCCGAUCAGCCGUUA
Molecule: messenger RNA, 1212 nt
Organism: Lagopus leucura (white-tailed ptarmigan)
Lineage: Eukaryota; Metazoa; Chordata; Aves; Galliformes; Phasianidae
Gene: ACMSD
Product: aminocarboxymuconate semialdehyde decarboxylase
Exons: 10
Coding region: 95-1105 (336 amino acids)
Biological process (GO): secondary metabolic process
Cellular component (GO): cytosol; cytoplasm
Molecular function (GO): carboxy-lyase activity; hydrolase activity
Source: RefSeq, a predicted model, not a curated record